Molecule: messenger RNA, 977 nt
Organism: Haliotis rubra (blacklip abalone)
Lineage: Eukaryota; Metazoa; Mollusca; Gastropoda; Lepetellida; Haliotidae
Exons: 7
Coding region: 1-834 (277 amino acids)
Source: RefSeq, a predicted model, not a curated record
AUGGAUCGCAGAACACUGCUGCUGUUUUUCGUGUUGAGUGUUGUUACCGUCGCUACUGGCAAACCGCAUAUUGAGGCCGCGGCAACGCAAGACCAUGGCCACUGUAUGAUGGACGGGGUGAAGAUCCAACACGGGGACGAGUUCGUCACCAAGCUGAGCGGCCCCUGUAUUGUGUACAUCUGCGAACAUGGAGGGUACUAUCCUAUUCGUUACGCCUGCGAGGACCAGGGAGGCACCUGUCGUCCCGAGGGUUACAUUCGCACCCUCGGCUGUUCCCGGCAACAGUGCAUCAAGAGCAGUUUGAACGUCGGCUUCCGUAAUAUCCAUGAAGCCUGUCAGGCCCUGGACGGGACCUGUGUUGAUGUCGGGGGGAAAUGGACCCACAGCUGCCUCACUUACAACUGUAUCAGGGUACUUGUGGGUACACAGGAAUUCCCCGACCUUCAACUCUCAAGUUGGGGCUGCCCUAGAAACGACCAAUGUGUACCCUCCAACGUCACCAUCACUGACGGAUGCUCCAUACUGAAGUGCGAACAGAGGGGACAGUACUUUGGGUUGUAUCCACAGAAGCAUGGAUGUCUUCACGACGGAUCGUGUCAUGAUGUCGGCAGCACGUGGACGGUAGACUGCGGCACCUUCACCUGCCUUGAAAACGACAACCCCGACGGCAGUGUAAUGUUGUCCGUUAAGAACGUUGACGUCAAGUGCAAAGAUGUUCAUGGAACCUGCCACAACCCAGGAGAUUCCUUCCAGUUUGACAUUGGUGGCACCGUUUGGCCACACUGCACAUGCGCAGUCAACGGACCAACCGUCAACUACAGCUGUCAUUCCUAAACGAUAAGGUCACCAUGACCUCAUAUAGUCAGCGCAACACCUGUUUUUUUAACUUGCUGUUAAUUUUAUGCAGCUCCUCCGUGAUUUGUGACGACAUAUUGGAUGGAAAGAUAAAAUAAUAAAAUGAAAUAGAGUACAGUUUA